Messenger RNA from Ornithorhynchus anatinus (platypus), 303 nucleotides. Its product is annotated as keratin-associated protein 6-2-like. Lineage: Eukaryota; Metazoa; Chordata; Mammalia; Monotremata; Ornithorhynchidae. Bases 1 to 303 code for a protein of 100 amino acids. The record is from RefSeq and is a predicted model, not a curated record. The transcript has a single exon.
AUGUAUUGCAACUACGGGAACUACUACGGUGGCUACGGCUGUGGAUACGGCUCUGGAUACGGCUCCGGCUAUGGCUGUGGAUACGGCUCUGGCUACGGCUGUGGAUAUGGCUCCGGCUAUGGCUGUGGAUACGGCUCCGGAUACGGCUGCAAGAGCUACCGAGGGCUGGGCUACGGCUACGGCUCUGGCUACGGAUGCGGUGGUUACGGAGGACUGGGCUGUGGCUACGGCUACGGCUCUGGCUACGGCUGCUACAGCUACCGCCCAUCCUGCUACAGGAGAUAUUGCUCCUCUUGCUGCUAG